AUGGCUGCGCAGAACGGCGAGGACGUCUACGUCACGCUUCUGCUCAGCGACACAUAUCUUCCAGGAGCUUUGGUGCUCGCCCACUCCCUGCGCGAUGCCGGAACCACCAAGAAACUGGCCGUCUUGGUCACGCUCGACACUGUGUCGGCCGAGGUCAUAACGCAGCUCAAGCCGGCGAACCUCUACCUUAUGGACCGCGCCGAUCUUCACUCUGCAUUCACAAAGAUCAACCUGUGGAAACAGACCCAGUUCAAAAAGAUCGUGUACAUAGACGCAGAUGUCGUCGCUUACAGGGCCCCCGACGAGCUGUUCGAUUUAGACCACCCUUUUUCCGCCGCCCCAGAUAUCGGGUGGCCUGAUCUGUUCAAUACGGGAGUUAUGGCCCUGACGCCAAAUAUGGGCGAUUACUAUGCACUGAAGGCCAUGGCCGAGAGAGGUAUUUCGUUUGACGGCGCAGACCAGGGCUUGCUGAACAUGCACUUCAAGAACAACUACAACCGCCUCAGCUUCACCUACAAUGUGACACCGUCCGGCCACUACCAAUAUGUUCCCGCUUACCGCCACUUCCAGUCCAGCAUAAACAUGGUCCAUUUCAUCGGAAGCGAGAAGCCGUGGGCUCAGGGCAGAGAAGCAUCCUCUGGAGGAGGCACGCCUUAUAAUGAGAUGCUUGGUAGAUGGUGGGCUGUGUACGAUCGCCACUACAGACAGCCGUCCCCUCCCCUCACACCGACGGACGCGACUCAGAAGCACAAGGUCCCCGAAAUUGUCCAGUACUUUGUCAAAGGCGAAUUUCAGCCAAAAACAACCACCUAUGUUGUUCCGACCGGCCAGCCACCGCUCCACCAAGGUAGAUCCACACAUGAUGCGUAUCAUCAUGCGCCACCACCCUCGCAACCUGACCACCACCACCAGCAUCACUACGAGCAGCCUCAUGAACAUCACCAUCAUGAGCCUUCGCCCCCACACCACCAUGAGAAGUCUCAUCCUGGAGACUACGUCCCGCACCCUUAUAUACCCCCUUCCGUCCCUAGCGAUUCGUUGAGUAAUGUUGUUGAGGGGACAAAAGCUGAGGCUCGAGAAGAGCAGGUUUCGGGGCCCCAAGGAUGGGCUCCUGUAGUACACCAUGAGGAGAGGGAGCAUAAGCCUGAGCGACCCCCAGCCGAGUACAGCUGGGAUGCUCAAAGACAACCUCCGCCUGCAGAUUCCAAGCCUGAGGCUCUGAAUUUCCCGCAGACGCAUUACGAGAUGUCUUCCGAUCCAGCUCCAUUCGUCCCUCCUCAGCGAUACCCAAGCCCUCCGAAGAACAUGUGGUAUGAGGUACCCAAAGAAAAACCUGCUUCACGAGCCGAGAAGCCCCGGCCGAUCUUCCCCUGGGAAAUUGAACAGCCGAGGCCCUCCCGCGUUUUCGCUGACGAACUAUACCCUCCCGAGCCAUCUUUGACCGAGGGUUCGACCGUUGCGCCAUCCGGUAGGAGGACAUUUUCACUGGAAUCCCACACGACGAUGACUGAGCCUUCUAUGACAGAGUCAUCCAUCGCGGAUCACAAGAGCGAGCCAAGCUCCCCCGCCACGCCUACCAUCCGGGUCACCCAUUCUGAUCCCUGGGCCUCCUUCACACGGGUCAACGCGUGGGACGAUGAUCCUGCUAUUGACAAAUACGUGGGUUCAAUGCCAUUAUACCGGAAGCAUAGGAGCUCAGGCAGUAUCGUGGGUCAAGUCUCACCACGGGCUCCGGGUGGUAGUGGCGUCGGAUCCCAGUCAGAGACAUCAGCCGGCGCAGAAUGGCGAAGACGCGGUUCCAAACUGACCGACUUCCCAACUGCUGUCGAGCGACCCAGUCUCCCUGUCACGCCUGCGCCUAUUCGUCGGCCGAAGUUCUGGGGCGCUGGUGGCCCAGGAAUCGACGACGAGGGUACGGACGAUGGCCCCCAGCUGCCGGCGGCAGACGGCGUGCCCCAGCAGUCGGAGUGGGACCCCGUAGCGCGGCUGCAACUGCUGGCGAAGCAACAAUCCGAGUUGCUGCUGCAGAAGCUCGGCGCUGGCGAGGUGUCUGGAGGUAGCGACACUGGUGGCGCGACUGGCGGAGAGAGCCACGACAUACCCAACCGGCCGUUGCCCUUCGGCUCGGAAGACAUCGUGUCGCCAAGGUAUAUCGCACGUUCGUCCAACGUCCUGAGUCCCCAGCCUGUGAAGCCACCCGGAGCGGGACCCCAGGGUAUCUUGGGCCAGGGCCAGGGCGACAGCGAGGCGACACCGCGCAGCACCAGUGCGACUGCCACCGAGACAGCCAAGCCAGCAGAGCCCGGAAGCUCGAUCCCGGAACCGUCAUUCCACGGCCCCGGGGCGGCCUGGGAGAAGGACGAGGAGUAUCUCAGCCACUCGACGGCGAUGCCCCCGUCCGAGGAGGAGAGGGAUGUGCUGCAGACGUGA
Molecule: messenger RNA, 2430 nt
Organism: Diaporthe amygdali
Lineage: Eukaryota; Fungi; Ascomycota; Sordariomycetes; Diaporthales; Diaporthaceae
Exons: 7
Coding region: 1-2430 (809 amino acids)
Cellular component (GO): cytoplasm
Molecular function (GO): glycosyltransferase activity
Source: RefSeq, a predicted model, not a curated record